Messenger RNA from Clavispora lusitaniae ATCC 42720, 630 nucleotides. The record is from RefSeq and is a predicted model, not a curated record. NCBI's taxonomy places the organism in Eukaryota, Fungi, Ascomycota, Pichiomycetes, Serinales, Metschnikowiaceae.
AUGCUAGGUCUAGAUGCUUUUUUAUGGCCAGAUUGGAUGCUGAUAGCCAGAUACACGAAAUCGUCUUCCUCUUGGAGAUACUUGCGGAUUCAAAGGGGUGGAGUUGUCUGGCUGGAUGUAUCUUCAAUGACUCACGUCCAAUUGGCUGUAUCGUUUGUGCGAGAAUGUUUGAAAAAACGAUCGCUUUCGUUGGCCCUAGGUGCGUUUUCUUUUUCCUUCGUAUGGUUUCGCCGAUGUUCCCGCUCUCUCUCUGGGGAUUCGUUUGGGCACUUUUUGGUAUCGCAGUCUCAGUUGACUUCGGACUUUCGCACUCGCACUCGCCUUGUCUUUCCUGUUGCAGUAAAGUUCAUCACAUUCGCUAUUUUUGAACAUGAAAUUUCUCUAUGUCUACCUGCUCUUCAACUUGCCAUGAAAAGGUCGCUUUUUAUUUGUUUUCCGCCUACACUCGAUGUUUCCUUUGCCUUUAUUGCUUUCAUUCUGGAACGCCGUUCGGUGACGUGUAUGCAGGCACAGUCAACUUCUGGAAUCUGUCAACGGAUUAGCAGUAAGCACCGGUUUAGAAGGCUUCAACUCCUCUAUUCAGAACCAGCUGCAUUUUUGAGCUACCAACUGCCCUGUCUCUUCUCCUGA